CCUAUAUCGACCUAGAGCAUCGCUUGAAAGUCGCAGUAGGGGAAGCGAUUUUCGAUUUUGAGCAGGGACGAGUUUCAGUUAAGGCUGCGGCUCAAAGAAAUAUUUCUAAUCUACCUUGCUGGCACUAAUUGUAAUGAUUACACCUUGUAGUUCGCAAAUUGUUCAUCUUCAACAUCAUUAUAAUAUAAUAUUUCCGGAAGUAUAAUAAUUUCUCCAGUGUAAUAAAAAGUAUUUAGGUAGUUGUAAAUGCUUCUGACAAAAUGAACGUACUGAACUGAUUGUGGAAGUACUUAGAUGUUAAUCUACCGUGUUGAGGAGCUCUAAUUUAUCAGGACCAAGAACAACCUCUGGGAGGACAGCGGCCGAACAAGAUGCAGCGAUAAUUGUGAGAGCGCGCGACAUCCUGAAAAAGAAGCUCGAGUCCGACCUCAAGGAGAACAUUCAAGCAGCGCUAGCUCGUUUGAGAUCUCUGGCGCAGCAGGAGCAGCGGCGAGCAUCCUCUCCUUCACGUGAACAAGCGCUUCCACUGCGUCACGUGGCAGAACAGUUUAUCAGCGUUGAGGAUCUAGAGGGGGCAACGAUCUCUGGCCUUCGGUCGGUCCUCAAGGAGUGGAAAUCGCAGCCGGAACGACGUGACGGACAAGCAGCCGUAGGUAAGCGAGCUGCACCUUCUCCAAGCCCCAGAGGAUCUGUGACACGUGUCCCAGUGGAACCGCAACCAC
Molecule: messenger RNA, 722 nt
Organism: Amoebophrya sp. A25
Lineage: Eukaryota; Dinophyceae; Syndiniales; Amoebophryaceae
Source: the annotation of a GenBank genome assembly